Babesia sp. Xinjiang is the source of this 4284-nucleotide messenger RNA. It is a transcript of the gene thrS1, whose product is annotated as putative threonine-tRNA ligase. The transcript has 10 exons. Gene Ontology annotation, biological process: threonyl-tRNA aminoacylation. Lineage: Eukaryota; Apicomplexa; Aconoidasida; Piroplasmida; Babesiidae. The record is from RefSeq and is a predicted model, not a curated record. Gene Ontology annotation, cellular component: cytoplasm; mitochondrion. Gene Ontology annotation, molecular function: ubiquitin-like modifier activating enzyme activity; threonine-tRNA ligase activity; ATP binding. The coding region runs from base 1 to 4284 and encodes 1427 amino acids.
AUGCCGGUCUACAAUUUAGACAACUCUUUUUUUGUUGAAUUACGCCGUAGGGUGCUUUGUGAUUAUCGUCCCUUGCGUUUGGAGUACAAGGUGCACGCCUUCGCUGCUGUAGACGGGGCGCUUUGGUUUGAUAUGCACUCCUUUUACGAUAGAUGCUGCCGCUUCGAAGAUUGUGCGUGUUCGGACUCCACUGUAAUAGCUCGUCAUACCGUAGAGAAAGCUCAACUUCUUAAGCGUCGCACGCCAAGCAACCACAACUCACCUAAUUGCAAAUGUGUUCUUGUUCCGGGCGCUCUGGUUGCCUUGCCUUCUCUUUCUGAGUUCAGAGAUAGCGAUGUGCAGUCAGAAGUCGAACGGGCUUGCGGAACAGUCUCAAUUGAUGGUGAGGGGUUCCGCCUUUUCGGCGUGUCGGUUGACAGCAACAUUUGGCGCCGUAAUGGCAACUUCAGUGGCAUUGGUAACUUGAGGUGUUUCGUUAUUGUAUUAUAUAUGGAUGUCAAGGCUUGUGUAUGUCACUAUGCUAUUGCCAACCCGGUUGCACAUCCUAUAGCACCUUGGUCUGUUUUAAGUCACUCGGUGCUCUACCAUUCGGGAAGGUUUGAAGUUAUAGAAGGCGAACAACACGUUCCCUUCAGCAUAGACAUUUCCGAUAUCGCAGAACUCACAGAGUUAUACACUUUUACAGUGCCGUAUAUUUUUUUUGCAUUUAGCCGUCGUAAUGGGAAAUUGGUGGUUGCCAACAUCACUGACGUUCACGUGUUAGACGAUUCUGCCAUAUCACUGGACGGAAUUAUUUGUCAUCGUGACCAUGUCACUUUCGCUGGGUUCAGCAAUAUACCGACAGUUGGCGCAUUACCUCGUCACUGGUGCACUGCCUUGUUGGUGUUGUGCCACACGCUAUCUCUUUACGCCAAAGUGGUACGAAUUACAUUAUUCGAAUUGGACACAGCAACGAGAAAGCAUAGUUUGUUGGGUCGUCCAGUUGCUAUGGUUUACGAGGUUUUAUUUGGCGACGUUGUAGAAUCGGUUAAUGAUAUUACGGUAAACUAUGGGUAUCACGUGAAUUCAGAUAUGGAGGUAGCCUCUGGCGUAAAAUAUGAGAACGUUUACAAUUUUUCUCACGAUGUUGUUCCCAAGUCUACGGGUGAUAUCGACGCCAAGCUGCGGCUGCAAAUGAUGAGCUGGAGGAUUGUUCCGGAGCUUAAACCGUACACUAUCACUGACAUUCGCGUAUGCGUUAUAGGAGUUGGAUCACUUGGUUGUCACAUAGUUCGACAAUUGUUAGCUUGGGGCGUUGGCAGCUUCGUCCUAAUUGAUUAUGCAAGGGUAACGAAUGGCACAAGACAGUGUUUAUACAACAGCGAGGAUGUAAGGGAGCAGACCUACAAAGCAGUGGCGGCGUGUUCCGAAAUCAAGAGAAUUCGUCCAGAUGCUGAUGCACUCCCCUUUAACAUGCUUGUGCCGAUGCCAGGUCAUUUUGUCGCUGGAACGGAAUUAAAGUCUUCUUACGAAACUCUUAGCCAAAUUAUGUUAGCAUGUGACGCGGUGUUUCUAUCUACUGACUCUAAGGAAUCUCGAUGGUUACCAUCACUGAUUGGGGCUGCCUGCUGCGCCAAUGUGAUACGGGCAGAAGCCAACAUAUUAGAAAGCGAUAAAUCUUUCGAACCAAGUUCUAAACCGGGGGGCGGCCCACUAGUCGUUUCCACUGGUUUGGCAUUUGACAGUUUUAUGAUUGUUAGGCAUGGUUAUGGUAACUUUGAGGGUGGAUGUUACUUUUGCAGCGACGUCCAAUCACCAAAUGACACUAUUUCUGGACGGCCCAUCGACGAGACGUGCACUCUGGUUAAGCCUGGGGUCGUGGCUAUGUGCGCCGCAACAGCUGUUGAGCUCCUCAUUGCGCUAACGCAACACCCCGAUCGUUUCGAAGCGCCACAUGCGAGUUCUAGUUGCCUAGGAGGAGUUCCUCACGCUAUACAUAUGAAUAUAUCAGUUAUAGAACGAAAAAUCGCCCCCCUUUUCCAUUUGCAUUCUACAACAUUUAAACGAGGAUUUUACCGCAUCAAUACAAUGGCAGUCGAUAUUGCUGGCCAGGUGGUCACCUCUGGAGCAGAGGAUGCUCGCGUUGUUAAAGAUGCAUCUUCUUUUCGUCUAGAAAGCAAUCCCGAUUUUAUCAAAACGAGGCUUGCGAAAUUCGAGGAGUUGUAUGAGCGUCAACAAAACCGGAUUGCAGAAGCAGAGAAGCGUGAUAUAAAUGUCGAAGUCGAGAUUCCAGACAAGCCUAGUGCAAAAAUCACAGGCAAAUCGUGGAUAACAUGCCCAGCCGAUUUAAUCAAAUGUUUGAGCAAGGCAGAUGCACAAGGUGUGGAAGUAGCAGAGAUUCGUCCCGCUGAAAAAAGUGGCGAUUUUGUGGUGGACAUUGAGAAUGAUACUGAUCAAACCGAUGAGUGGAUAUUAUGGGACCUUCAUAGGCCAUUAGAAGGCGACUGUACGAUACGAUUUCACACUUUUGACUCCCCUAAAGGGCAACACGUUUUUUGGCAUUCGUCCGCCCAUAUGCUAGGUUCUGCACUUGAAACACUGUAUGGAGCAUACAUUACAAUUGGUCCAGCGUUAAGUCAAGGAUUUUACUACGAUUGUUACAUAGGUAAUCAUACGCUCAAGCCUGAUGACAUGGAAAAAAUUACCGCGCACGUCUCAAAUAUGUCGAAGAUUAAAUCUUCGUUCCAGAGACUUGUAUGUAGUAAAAAUGAGGCCUUGGAGCUUAUGAAGCACAAUCCGUUCAAAGUAGAGUUGAUCCGUAAGAAGGUACCAGAUGGGAGUAAUACAGUAUGCUAUAGGUGCGGUGAUUUCGUCGAUUUAUGCCGCGGCCCUCAUCUGCCUUUCACCACAUCUUUACACCACAAAGCAUUCGCUGUCACCAAAUUUUCUUCAUGCUAUUGGCUCUCAAAGAACACCGCUGACACUCUGCAGCGAGUGUACGGUAUUUCAUUCCCCAAAGAAAAUCAAUUAAAAGAAUACGAAAGGCGUAUAGAAGAGGCUAAAACUCGAGAUCAUCGAAUAAUUGGAACGAAUCUCAAUCUUUUCCACUUCGACAAUGUCCAUUCACCUGGAUCGUGCUUUUGGCUACCGAAUGGCGCGAAGAUAUAUAAUCGUCUUGUAGAUUUCAUGCGUGAAAAUUAUCGAUUGAGAGGAUACCAGGAAGUCAUUACUCCAAACAUUUUCUCAUGUGAACUGUGGAAAACAUCUGGCCAUUAUGAUAACUAUAAGGAAAAUAUGUACAUGUUUACUGUUGACGAACUGGAAUGGGGAAUGAAGGGCAUGAACUGCCCAGGGCACUGCCUUAUGUUUAAACACAUGAACCCUUCUUACAGACAGUUACCUCUGCGUCUCGCCGAUUUCGGGGUGCUUCAUAGGAAUGAGUUAACUGGGAGCCUUAGUGGUCUCACAAGGGUUAGACGCUUUCAACAGGACGAUGCGCAUGUUUUCUGCACAACGGAACAAAUAGGUGAUGAGGUUCUUUUAAUUCUCAAAUUUAUUGACGAUGUUUACUCACUUUUCAACUUCAAAUAUAGCUUUAAGCUGUCGACAAAACCUACCAAGGCAUUAGGGGAUGAUGAGCUUUGGAACAAAGCUGAAAGUGGGCUGAAAGAUGCUCUUGAAAAAUGUGGUCGGCCGUGGACACUGAACCCAGGUGAUGGAGCAUUUUACGGCCCCAAAAUUGAUGUGAUCUUAUUGGACAGCCUAGAAAGGGAGCAUCAGUGUGGAACAGUACAACUUGAUUUCAAUCUGCCAAUAAGGUUCAAUCUGGGUUACCGCGACAAGGACGACGAAGCCACGGAUUGCAAACGCGGUUUUUCCAGACCUGUUAUAAUCCAUAGAGCCAUAUUUGGUUCUGUGGAACGUUUCAUUGCCAUUGUAAUCGAACACUUGAAGGGGAAAUUACCUUUUUGGCUUUCCCCAACACAGGUAGCUAUAUUACCUAUAUCUGAUAAGCACCUUUCAUACUCCGAGAAUAUAUACAAGAAGCUGCUACACCUAGGCUACAACUGCUACGUUGAUUCUAGCGCAAACACAAUGAACAAGAAGAUAAAAUUAAACCAAGCCCAACGCUACAACUACAUGCUUAUAAUUGGCGAUCGAGAAGUGGAAACCGUCACCGUUUCUUUGCGCACGAUGGAAUCCCAGGCCAAUGAAAUACUAACACUUGACGAGUUGUACGCUAAACUGGAGGAAGAUGCAAAAGCUUACAAGAAAAACAUUAGUUGUUUCCAUUUGGAAGAGUGA